This is a messenger RNA of Hemisphaericaspora subhashii, 2289 nucleotides long. RefSeq names its product cysteine--tRNA ligase. Gene Ontology annotation, cellular component: cytoplasm. Gene Ontology annotation, biological process: cysteinyl-tRNA aminoacylation. Lineage: Eukaryota; Fungi; Ascomycota; Pichiomycetes; Serinales; Debaryomycetaceae. The record is from RefSeq and is a predicted model, not a curated record. The transcript has a single exon. Gene Ontology annotation, molecular function: cysteine-tRNA ligase activity; ATP binding. The coding region runs from base 1 to 2289 and encodes 762 amino acids.
AUGUCAACCGUUACUUUGAAGAAGGCACCAGUUCGUCAACCAGAAUGGUUCCCACCUGUCAAUAAAAACAGUGAAAAACCAACGUUGCAAAUAUACAAUUCCUUGACACGUACCAAGAAUGACUUCCAUACAAUCAAACCAGGCCAUAUUACCUGGUAUAGUUGUGGUCCUACUGUCUAUGACAAUUCUCAUAUGGGACAUGCUAGAAAUUAUGUUUCCACUGAUAUUUGUAGAAGAAUAUUACAAGAUUAUUUUGGAUUUAAUAUUAAAUUCAUUCAAAAUGUUACUGAUAUAGAUGAUAAAAUUAUCAUUGCUGCUCGUCAACAAUACUUAUUUGAACAACAUGUUAGUGACGUUUAUAAGCAAGUCAAUAACGAGCUUUUAUCGAAAUCAAAGGAAUACUUGGCCAGCUAUAUUGGUAAGAAUUUACCAGAAUUCACUGGAAGUUCAAUUGAAACAGAAUUCAUUCCUUGGGUUGAUUCAAUUCAAAAUAUUCAAGAGAUUAUCAAAGAAAAGCCAAAGUUUCCAAUGUAUAUUAAGGCCGCCAGAACUGCUCAUGAAUCAAUUUAUGGCAAAACUAACGAACUCAGUUUAGAACAAUUCUUGGCUAAUAUUAAAGAUGUAGCUAUGCCUCAUUUAGAUAAGGAAUUAGGUGAUACUGUAACUGAUCCAUCUGUUUUCAGAAAAUUACCUGCCUAUUGGGAAAAGAGAUAUAAUGAAGACAUGGCAAGAUUAAAUGUCUUACCACCAUCCAUUACUACAAGAGUAUCUGAAUAUAUCCCAGAUAUUAUAGAAUUCGUUGAUAAAAUCGUUGAGAACGGAUAUGCUUAUAGAACCGAAGAUGGUUCAGUUUAUUUCGAUACUGUCAAAUAUGAACAUUCUCAUCAUGCUUAUGCUAAAUUACAACCUUGGAAUAAAGGAGAUUUAAGUUUGAUUGAUGAUGGUGAAGGAUCGUUGAGUACUGGACAUAGUAAGAAAAAUCCCGCCGAUUUUGCUCUUUGGAAAGCUUCCAAACCAGGAGAACCUUCAUGGGAUUCUAAAUGGGGUAAGGGAAGACCAGGUUGGCAUAUUGAAUGUUCCGUCAUGGCUUCUGAUAUGACUGGUGAAACUAUGGAUAUUCAUUCCGGUGGUAUUGAUUUAUGUUUCCCUCAUCAUGAUAAUGAAUUAGCUCAAUCUGAAGCAUAUUUCGAUAAUAAACAAUGGGUGAAUUAUUUUAUGCAUAAUGGCCAUUUACAUAUUCAAGGUCAAAAAAUGUCAAAAUCUUUAAAGAACUUUAUUACUAUUGAUGAAGCAUUGAAUGAUUUUUCUUCAAGACAAUUGAGAUUAGUAUUUGCAUUGACUCCAUGGGAAAAACCACUUGAUUUUAAGGAUUCUUUGAUUAGUGAGGUAAAAGCUAUGGAAUCCACUUUUUCCAAAUUCUUCACAAAUGUUCGUGCCUUAAAUAGUGAUUAUAAACAUAAAGUAGAUGAAGGUCAAUUUAUUUCAAGAAAGAUUUCCAAGUAUGAAAGGCAAUUAUAUGAUGAUUUAACUACGGCUCAAGAUGAAGUUGACAUUGCCUUCAAUGACAACUUGUCCAGUAGUCAAGCUUUGAGAUCAAUUCAAGAUCUUGUUUCAAAAUCAAACAAUUAUAUUCAACUUACUGCCACUGGUACAACAGAAUUAAGAAUCGAAGUAUUGUUACUGAUUACCAAUUGGAUAGUUAAAGUUUUAGAUAUUUUAGGAUUUGAAACUAGAUCAGAUAGAUUAGGUUGGAUUGAUGUCUCAUCUAGUGAAGAUUCAACUGGAAGUGCCGAAGAUAUUGCAUUACCUUAUGUAAAAGCACUUUCCCUAUUCAGAGAUUCAGUCCGUAAUUUAGCCAUCAAUAAAUCUGACUUGAAUGAAUUCUUAAAGGCAUCGGAUGCAAUCAGAUCACAAUUGAUUAAUUUGGGUGUUUCAUUAGAUGACAGACCAGAUGGUAGUGCCUUAGUUAAGUUCUUAAAUGCUCAAGAAAAGGAACAAUUGAUUGCUCAACAAGAAGCUAAAUUGAAGGCUAUUGCUGACAAGGAAAAACGGAAACAAGAACAAGCUGCUGCUAAUGCUAAGAAAGAACAAGAAAGAUUGGCUAAGAUGAAGGUUAGACCACAAGACUUAUUCCAAGAUAAGGAAUUAUAUUCUGAAUGGGAUGAAAAUGGAAUUCCUACCAAAGAUGCUAAGGGAGAAGAAGUUACAAAGAGUAUGAAGAAGAAAUUAUUGAAGCAAUAUCAACAACAAGAUAAGCUUCAUCAAGAAUAUUUGAAGUCUCAACAAUAA